This is a messenger RNA of Epithele typhae, 951 nucleotides long. RefSeq lists its product as uncharacterized. NCBI's taxonomy places the organism in Eukaryota, Fungi, Basidiomycota, Agaricomycetes, Polyporales, Epitheliaceae. The transcript has a single exon. The annotation marks the transcript as partial. The record is from RefSeq and is a predicted model, not a curated record. Gene Ontology annotation, molecular function: nucleic acid binding.
AUGUGGCUGAAAGAAUACGCAACAGUAGACGGAAACGAUUCGAAAAAAUGGUGGACAUACCUUGCAGACGAUAUCCUCGCAUCAAACGUGACAAAGGACGUCAAACCAAAAGAGAGAAAACUAAGAAUCAACCCAUUAUACCAAACCUGGAAACCGAAGAUGAGCGACCUCCCAGAUGAGCUCAAAAACAUGAUGAAAAUGGCGAAAAAAUACGCGGUAGUGCCAGACGGCAUAGCAAUAUCCAGGCAUGUCAUGAGACAAAUGCCCAUGUGGGACCAUGUCCACGCAGACACGAAGAAAUUAAAACAACUCACCAAAACCUCACAGGCGACCUACUGCCUGAUCAGAACCCACGACCUCAAGACAGUCGGAGACUUCGAGAAAUUCGCGAGCAAGCUACAACGAAGGGGCCACAUCCCAAGAGGGAAGUGCCCAUGCGCCGAAUGCAAAGAAACGAAAGAAAACACGGGGUGCUUGAACCCUCACAAAUGCUUUGAAAGAGCGAAAACGUACCUGGACACCCUCUCCCCGAAAUGGGAUCCCCGAGGCGAACACCAAGAGGACCACGAAGAGGCCCAACUCGAAGAGUCGAAAAGAACCUUCGAAGAGGAAGAGAACGCCGCAAUCUUCGACCCAAGGGUAACGACUAGAGGGAACAUAAGCUCAACGCUCCGCAUCUUCACAGAAUACUCGAUAGAAAACCCACCGUACAGAAACAAAUACCUGAAUAAGUUCGAAUCGGAAGGAGGAACCUUGACGCUAGCAACGGACGGUUCAUGCGUAAGAAACGGGGAAGAGGACGCACAAGCGGGAGCAGGGGUAUAUGCGGGAGCAAACAACGCUCUAAACCGAGAAAUAAGACUCCCUCCAAACAUCGAGCAAACAAACCAAACUGGGGAAGGCGUAGCAACACUCACCGCCUCCGAAAUUGCGGACCGACGUACUCCACUU